AUGCAAUCUCCAAUUUCAUCAUCUUGCAAGAAGGGGGAGCAAGAUGUUACUCAAACUAGGCAGGAAGCUAAAGGAAUCGAUUUAUUAACACCACCACAUUCAUCAGCUGAAACAGAAACAAAAUCGGUCACAAAACCACUCAAUUCAACUGCUUCUUCACCAAACCACCACGACUAUUAUCAUCAAGCACACUUAAGUAAAGCACAAUUCAACUCAAUUUUGGUCAAUUGUGCUACUAAUUUGUUAAAGAUUUUGUACUUUAAGCAAAAUCACCACACUUGCGACACCAAACAGGUGAAACAAUUUAUUAUUGAGAUUCUCAAACGUUCCAAAACCUCAAUUCAAUCUUUACAAUUGGCUUGCUUUUACAUUUACAAGUUGAUAAUCACCAACAACGCAAAUUUGCCAAUUAAAUGCCAACACUUGUUUCUUGGAUUAGUUAUUAUUGCAUCUAAAUUCAACCAAGAUUACAACUAUUCGUUCAAAUCAUGGUGUAAGAUUAUUGGAUUGAAUGAGGAGCCUAAACAUAUUAAACACUUACGUGAAGUUGAAAUUCAAGUGCUUAGUUUGUUGAAUUACGAAUUGGGUUUAAUGGGUGAGAAAUACGAAAAUUGGUGCAAUGUUUUAUUCAUUUUUGGCUACGACUUUAUCAAGUAUCAAAUCAUCAAACAAAACUCAUCAAAUGGUGACAUUUUCUCCAAUGAUAUAAUUUGGGACUUGGAUGUGUCAUCCUAUUCUUCCAAAUUGAUCAAAUGGUGGCAAUUUUUCCAAGAUUUGAAAAUUGAUAAUUUGAGAAUCGUUAGGAUUAGAUUUGAAUCGUAUUUCACUCAACAAUUGAAUGAAAAAGUGUUCAUAGUUCAAGAUGCAACUAAAAAGAGAUGCAGGGAUGAUGAUGAUGAUGUAACUGUUACUUUAUUCAAUAAUAUCAAGAAAAUUAAAGUUUAA
This is a messenger RNA of Lodderomyces parapsilosis, 945 nucleotides long. RefSeq names its product Pcl5p (gene PCL5). Gene Ontology annotation, cellular component: nucleus; cyclin-dependent protein kinase holoenzyme complex. NCBI's taxonomy places the organism in Eukaryota, Fungi, Ascomycota, Pichiomycetes, Serinales, Debaryomycetaceae. The transcript has a single exon. Gene Ontology annotation, biological process: regulation of cyclin-dependent protein serine/threonine kinase activity. Gene Ontology annotation, molecular function: cyclin-dependent protein serine/threonine kinase regulator activity; protein kinase binding. The record is from RefSeq and is a predicted model, not a curated record. The coding region runs from base 1 to 945 and encodes 314 amino acids.